This is a messenger RNA of Ichthyophthirius multifiliis, 1764 nucleotides long. RefSeq names its product nucleolar protein 1, putative. The transcript is spliced from 4 exons. Gene Ontology annotation, biological process: maturation of LSU-rRNA; rRNA base methylation. NCBI's taxonomy places the organism in Eukaryota, Ciliophora, Oligohymenophorea, Hymenostomatida. Gene Ontology annotation, molecular function: RNA binding; rRNA (cytosine-C5-)-methyltransferase activity. Gene Ontology annotation, cellular component: nucleolus. The record is from RefSeq and is a predicted model, not a curated record.
AAAAAAAUAUAAAUAAUGGCGAAAAAUAAAAAUAAUAAUGCAUAAAUAAAAUCUUAAAAAAAGAUAAUAAAAAAACAGGAAACUGAAUCAGAAAUUGAAGAGGAAGAAAUACAAUAAUAUUCUGAAGAAGACCAAUAAUAUUCAUAUGAAUAAUAAAAUAGCGAUGAAGAAUAAGAAUAAAAUGAUCAUGAAGAAUAAGAUGAAGAAAACGAUGAUGAUAAUAAAGAAGAAGAAGAAGAUUAAGAAGAAGGAGAAGCAGAAGAAAAUUCAUAAGGCGAAGAAGGAGAGAUAGAAAUGGAAGAAGAAGAAAGUUAAUAAUAUAAUAAAGAAACAUUAUAAAUUAAUCAAAAAGACGGAUAACCUGAUUUAGCUAUUUUAAAUAUGAAAAUUAAUGAUAUUUUACACAUUUUAUCUAAUUUCAAUGAAAACAAUAAAGAAAAGCGUUCUCGUUAAAGUAUUUUAGAUGAACUUUAAACCUACUUAAUGUAAUACUACAACUACAAUAGAGAUUUGAUUAACCUAUUUAUGUCUAUGUUUAAUCCUAAUGAAUUAGUUUAAUUUUUGGAAUCAAAUGAAACUCAGAGACCGGUAACAAUAAGAACUAAUACAUUAAAAACGAGAAGAAAAGAAUUAGCUCAGAUUUUAGCAUAAAGGGGUGUUAAUUUAGAUUCAUUAGCUGAAUGGACUAAGGUUGGAUUGAAAAUUUAUGAUUCUAAAGUUCCUAUUGGGGCUACUCCUGAAUAUUUAGCGGGUUAUUAUAUGCUUUAGAGUGCUAGUUCAUUUAUUCCAGUUAUUGCUUUAGCCCCUUAGUAAAAUGAGAAAAUAUUAGACAUGUCAGCUGCUCCUGGAGGGAAAACUACAUAUGUAGCUUAAUUAAUGAAAAAUACAGGUAUUUUAUUUGCCAAUGAUAUUAAGAGUGAAAGAAACAAAGCUCUUAUUUACAAUGUCUAAAGAAUGGGAAUUACAAACUGUGUAGUUACUAAUUACGAUGGUAGAAAAUUGCCUAAAUGUAUUAAUAAUUUUGAUAGAGUUUUAUUGGAUGCUCCUUGUACAGGUUUAGGUAUUAUUUCAAGAGAUUAAUCUAUAAAAGCUACAAAAUAAUUAAUUGAUGUAUACAAACAUUCUCAUUUAUAAAGAGAACUUAUACUUUCGGCUAUAGAUUGUUGUAAAAAAGGCGGUUACAUAGUAUAUUCUACUUGUAGUGUAUCAGUUUAGGAAAACGAAAGUGUUAUUGAUUACGCUUUGAAAAACAGAUUUGUUAAACUUGUUGAUACCGGAGUUGAUGUCGGCGAAGAAGGAUAUAUUAAAUAUUAAGAUAAAAGAUUUGACCCUAGUAUUAAAAAAUGUCGAAGAAUAUUACCUCAUAUUCAUAAUAUGGAUGGAUUUUUCGUUGCUAAAUUCGAAAAAAACUGGAUAAUGGAACAAGAGUUAAAAAAGAAGAAAAUGUUAAUUUGAAAGAAGAUAAGUAAGAAAUUGAAUUCGAUGAAGAAGAACAACUUAAUAAUUUAAAAUCGAAAAAUGUGCAUAUUUAAAAAGGAGAAUAGGGAAUAUCUGAAGUUUUUGCAGAUGGCAAAGACUUUGAUUGGAAUGAAGAAGAAUAUGCUUAGUUUGAAAAUAAUUUAAAGAAAAAAUAAGAAUUAUUUAAAAGUAUUUAAGAAAAGAAGAUUUAAAAGAUGAAAUAAAUAUAGGAAAAUAAAAAGAAGAAAUAACUAUUUAUAAAAAAGAAAUAAUUCACUCAGAAAUUUAACAAUAAAAAUAAAUCUU